CCCUAGCCGUUUUCCCAAAUUUCCUCUGUCACUUCUCAUCACUCCGCCACCAUUCUCCACCUCUGCCGCCUCCAUGGCCGCCAUGGUUCCCAGGGAAAGAGUGGUUGCAGCUGUGAACGCUUUACAGAAAUGGAAGGAAGCCCAAUCCGCCUCCCAAAAGCCUCAACUCCUCCCUGAAGACGACUUCAUCUACCUCAACUUGACUCUCAAGAAAAUCCCACCAAAACCUCGCACGAACCCCUUCAAAAUCCCCCUACCAAAACCCCUAUUUGAUCCCGAUUCCGAGCUUUGUCUCAUAAUUGAUGAUAGGCCCAAGUCAAAUCUCACCUCGGAGGCUGCUAAAAAGAUUGUUAAAUCCCAGAAUCUGCCUGUUGCCAAAGUCCUUAAACUAUCCAAACUCAAGUCAAAUUAUAAACCCUUUGAGGCAAAAAGGAAACUUUGUGAUUCCUAUGAUCUUUUUUUGGUUGAUAGAAGGGUUGUUCAUUUGCUUCCUAAGUUGCUUGGCAAGUUUUUUUUCAAGAAGAAGAAAUUGCCUUUACCAUUGGAUUUGAGUCAUAAGAAUUGGAAAGAGCAAAUUGAGAGGGCUAUGGGAUGUGGGCUGUUGUAUAUGAGGACAGGAACUUGUUGUGUGAUGAAAGUUGGGAAGGUUUCAAUGGAGAAUGAGGAGAUAGUGGAAAAUGUAGUGCAAGGGAUUAAUGAGGUUGUUAAAGUUGUGCCUAAGAAAUGGGGUGGUGUAAGGAGUUUGCAUUUGAAGUUUUCAGACUCGUUGGCAUUGCCUGUUUAUCAGGCAUUGCCUGAUGUGAAGUUGAAGAUUGAUGGGGUGAAGAAGACUGAGGCUGUGAAUGACAGUGAAGGAGGCGUUGUGGAGGUGAAGGAGGAGAACAGUGGAGGUGAGGUGAUAAUGGGGAGGACGAAGAAGAAGAAAGGGAGGAUUCACGAGGUCCGGUAUAUGGAUGUUGGUGUAGGUGUAGGUGAAUUGGAGAGUGAGGAUGAUGAUGAUGAUGAGGGUAAACUAAAAAUGUUUGCAGCAGAGAAUGUGGAUAGUGACGGUGAAAGAGAUGGAGAUGAGGGGAAGAAGAGUGAUGAAGAGGCAGAUGAGAUUUUUGACAGUGAUGAUUCUGGGGUUAAGAAGAGAAAGAAGGGAAAAUCAGUGAAGGGGUUGCAGAAGAAAGCAGGAAAUAUCGAGAAGGUUGCCAAAAGUUACAGCGAAAAGAAAGAGAAGAAAAAGAGUAAACUUGAAUCAAGGUUGAGGGGAAGUUCAAUAUCUAAGAAAGCUAAGAGAAUCAAGAGUAGUGUUUGAGUAUAAUGUUCAAGUAAGCAACUGUUACCUAUCAGCCAGCAGUAGUAUUGAGCUCAAGGCAUUGGGAAGGAUUUCUUCUGAGUUCAAGGCAUUGCCAAAGAUUCCUGUAAAUCUGGCUUUGUCUACAGUUUUGGUUUAGAUUUGGUACUCACAAUCCGCUCUUAAUAUCAUUUGAGAUUGUCCUUUAUUUUAUUUAUGGGUCUUUGGAAUUACUGCUGUGCAGGCAAAUUUGCCAUUUUCUGCAGUUUAUUAGUUACAUACGACAUGUGGUUUUUGUCUAAAGUCUCAACUUUCUGAGGAUGGAUUUGCCAUUUUCUGCAGUUUAUUUCUUCUAUAUGGUUUUUGCCUAAAGUCCCAACUUUCUGAGGAUGAAUUUGCCAUUUAGUGAAGUUUAUUACUUCCAUAUGAUGUAUGGUUUUUC
Coffea eugenioides is the source of this 1721-nucleotide messenger RNA. RefSeq names its product putative ribosome biogenesis protein C8F11.04. The record is from RefSeq and is a predicted model, not a curated record. The transcript has a single exon. Gene Ontology annotation, cellular component: 90S preribosome. Lineage: Eukaryota; Viridiplantae; Streptophyta; Magnoliopsida; Gentianales; Rubiaceae. The coding region runs from base 74 to 1300 and encodes 408 amino acids.